GCAGCAGCGGCGGCGGCCGCGGGGGGAGUCGGCGCUGGGAGCGCUCGGACCUAGGGCCGCCCGCCCCUCUCCCGCCGCCGCCCUCCUCCUGCUCCCGCUCCGCCGGCACCGCGGCGCCCUCCCGCCCCCUCUGCCCCCCGCUGCGAGCGGAAGGAGCGCCGGGAACUUCGGAGCCAGCUACGCCCCGCCGCGUCCGACAUGAGGGAGAAGGGCCGCAGGAAGAAGGGCAGGACCUGGGCAGAGGCCGCCCGGACGGUCCUGGAGAAAUACCCUAAUACACCUAUGAGCCAUAAAGAGAUUCUUCAAGUUAUCCAGAAAGAAGGACUUAAAGAAAUCAGUGGGACUUCUCCUCUUGCAUGCCUGAAUGCUAUGUUACAUACAAACUCCAGAGGGGAAGAGGGCAUUUUCUAUAAGGUCCCAGGGCGAAUGGGAGUGUACACUCUGAAGAAAGAUGUUCCAGAUGGACUGAAAGAGCUCUCUGACGGCUCCGAAGAAAGCAGCGAUGCGCAGUCAGACUCUCAGAGCUCGGAGAAUAGCAGCAGCAGCAGCAGCAGCAGUGAUGCUUGCAGUAACAAAGAUGGGAAGAAAAGCAGAUGGAAAAGGAAAGUGUCAUCUAGACUGUCACAGGCAUCCUCCCCGCAGUCCGGCUGCCCGUCACCCUCCAUCCAAACAAGCAAAGUCAUCUCCUCAUCCCAGAAGCACAGCAAGAAGGCACUCAAACAGGCCUUGAAGCAACAGCAGCAAAAGCAACAGCAGCAGCAAUGCAGGGCCGGCAUGCCCGUGUCAGCUAAUCAGCACGUCCUUCUGAAGGCUGUAAAGGCAGCCAGUGACUCCGCGCCGGCAAAACCGGCUUGGGAAGGAAAGCAGUCAGAUGGACAGUCCAGCAGCCCACAGAACUCCACCUCCAGCUCCUCUGCCUCUGUUAAGCUGGAUAACUCCUUGCCAGGGUUGGGGAAGAAACCCUUCCAGAGAUCUGACAGGCUCCAUGCAAGGCAGCUGAAGAGAACAAAGUGUGCCGAAAUUGAUGUGGAAACCCCUGACUCGAUCCUCGUGAACACAAACCUGCGGGCCCUGAUCAACAAGCACACGUUCUCCGUUCUGCCUGCGGAGUGCCAGCAGCGCCUGCUGCUGCUGCUCCCCGAGGUGGACCGGCAGGUUGGGGCAGAUGGUUUGAUGAAGCUGAGUGGUUCAGCACUCAACAACGAGUUCUUCACUUCAGCUGCCCAAGGCUGGAAGGAGAGGUUGUCAGAAGGUGAGUUUACACCGGAAAUGCAGCUAAGAAUACGUCAAGAGAUAGAAAAAGAAAAGAAGGUGGAGCUGUGGAAGGAACGUUUUUUCGAGAGUUACUAUGGUCAGAGUUCUGGACUAAGCCCUGAAGAGUCCCAGAGACUGACGGCAAAUACGAGUCCUGCUGAGACAGAGACUGGAAAUCUAGCAGCUGAACAGCCAAAAUGCAUGCCAGCUGUUCUGGCACCACUCAAAGAGGAGAUUACUUCUCCAUUAGAACCUAAAGCACAAGCAGUCCAGGAAGCACCAGCAAUGAAAAAAGGAGGAGAGGAAAGAAGAGAGGACACGCAGCCAAAACCAGCCAAAUCUGCAGAGGCCUCAGCUUCCUCAGAUGGCGGUGCAGUGAAACCUAGUGACCAUUCUCUCUCCAGGCCUUUAAAAGAUAGCGGAGAAUCCAUCCAAGAGAAACCACAAACUGCCAUUAGUCAAAAGCCAGAAGAAGAGAAAAAGCAUGCUGCGUCAAAAGAAGUAUUAGUAAAAGAGACUAUGAGUACCUCAGCUUUGGCCCCAAGUAAACCAAAGAGCCCUGAAGCAGGUGAAGUAGUAGCAAGCGUGACUAGUCAAGUGACUACUCCAGAAACACCAGAGAAGAAGUCCCCUGUAAAUGAAGAAAUGGAAGUCAGUGUUGAAGGCCAUAAGAGGAAGUCAGAGAGUCGGGAAGAAGCUCUAAUCACUCCUGAAAAAAAGGCACGUGUCAUGGAGAAUUGUCAGUACCAGCAGUCAUUUCGGACCCAGCCACAGUCCUUUCCUGCAGCUGGGACCCAGGUGCCACGUGUACCCCCACUCAAGAUUCCUGUUUCCAGAAUCUCCCCCAUGCCAUUUCCUGGGGGCCAGGUCUCUCCCAGGGCACGUUUCCCAGCCUUGGUUACCAGUCCGGGAAGAACGGGCGCCAGGACUCUGGCAGACAUCAAGGCGAAAGCGCAGCAGGCCAAGGCUCAGAGGGCAGCGGCCGCCGCCGCCGCAGCCGCCGCCGCCGCCGCCGCGGGGGGAGCCGUGCCGGGGCCGGGGCCGGGAGGCGGCGGGGACCCACCCGGCGGUGGAGGAGAGAGGAGUAACGCAGCAGCGAGCGGAGGCAGCGAAACUGGAAUUCGAGGAAAUGCACUGGAACUGGCAGGAACUGGAAGCGGGGGAGGUUCGCGAAGGUGUCUUCCCCAUUGCACAGGGACCCGUACCCAAGUGGAGACCCAGGCCACGGGCCAGGCACCACCUCACAAUCCUCCGAGAGCACAACUACAGCAAACUUCCGUGUUACAGUCCAGAACUCCAGCCAGCAAUACGGGCACCAACUCCUCCUCAUCAGCGGUAUCAGCAUUAGACAAAAUUAACAGAAUAAAACAGAGCCCCCCAAAUAAGACUGUAAAUCAGGUUUCAGGCUCCCCAUAUGCUGUUAGCAAUGACAGACAAGAGAAAGCACCUUCUGCUCCAGCAGGUCCAAGCCAGGUCUGUGGGGCAUCUGCUGUCAGGGAUGGAGCAAUCUGUGUCACUGCGUCCACAGCAGAUACCAACACAAAUGUAACUAAGGUAGCACCUACAGCCUUAGGAGGGAGCAGUUUAGAUAUCUCUAAAAGCAAAUCUCCUUCCUCUCUGACAUCUUCACUGGCAUCCAUAAGCUCAGAAGCCCAGGCUGGUGGUGUGGUAACAUCUGCUACAUCUAUUCCACCCUCUAACACUUUGUCAGUAGCAUCUAGCCUUAAAACUCAUGCAACUUCAAGUGCAAGUGGGGCCCUUCCCAAAACAAACUCCAGUAUUCCUGCUAACAACCCUUUAGUUACUCAACUUCUUCAAGGGAAGGAUGUCCCCCUGGAACAAAUCCUGCCUAAGCCUCUCACCAAAGUAGAAAGGAAAACUGUCCCAUUAGCUUCUAAUGAAGAAAAAGGAGCGGCAUUGUCCAGCACUACAAGCAUAGCAGGGAACGGUACUGGAGCUGAAGGUGGUGACAGACAGUCAAAUUUACCCACACAACAGCUUGGAAAGAUCUUUUGCCAGAACAGGGCUCUGCCUAACAUUCCAAGGACAUUUCAGCUCCUCUCAGGAAAGGACCCCAGUGUUGACCAGCACCAGUACCAAGAGACACUUAGUAAAACAACGCAAGAGCAGAUCCUUCAGACUCUUAUCAAGAGGGUCCAGAGGCAGAAUUUGUUCCCAGUCCUUCAGCCUUCACAACUGAACCUUACCCACUCAGGUUUCCAGUUAGAAAACAGCUCUACAAGCCAGAGAUUUAUGCUGGGUUUCAUGGGCAGAAGGACAUCUAAGCCUGCUAUGUCUGGUCAUUAUCUGCUCAACAUUUCCACAUAUGGCCGUGGUUCAGAGAGUUUGCGGAGAGGCUUUUCCCUGAACCCUGAAAACCGCUUGUGUCUGAACAGUCCUGCUGAUGCUCCAAAAAUAGAAUUUGGGGAAUGUGAGGAUAUACCUGGCAAUGGCAGUAGCAGUGAUGAAGGAGAUGCAGAUGAUGAGAGUACUGGUGAUGAACAUGAACACAGCAGUGUGAAAGAGGAACCCCUGAUUACCCAAGUUUCUGAUCAGUGUGAAAAAGAACAGGUAUCACAUAGCAUAAAUUCUUCAGAUUACAGCGUCCUUACUAAAAAGAGCGUCAAGACAGAAGCAGUCGUGUCUCAGCAAGCAGCAAUCAACAAGGAGACUGUUCAGACAUUUGAUGAAACUACGUUAGCCAGAGAUUUUAUUCAAGCAGCUCAAGAGCAAGUGGCACAUGCAAUGAAGGGGAAAAUGCAUAGCAAUCCUGAGCUUUUCAGUUCUUCUGUAGCAUCAUCAGACUCUGUUCAGCACCAGUCUCCACUGCAUUCUCAUUCGCAUCCCCCAAAGCUGUGUGGCAAUGCUGCAGCACAGCUCAUUGGUCCCAGUUACAGUGGCACAAUAAAUGUCUCCACCUCUCCAGAUGUGAACCAAGGGUCUCUUAUGACUGGGCUGUCUGAGUGCAAUCAGUUGUCUAGUAGCAUGGGGAACGUCAUGUCCUUUUCAGUGACUGUAACCACCAUUCCCACCAGCCAAGCUAUGAACUCUGGCAACCACAGUCAGACCAUCCCUGUUCAAGCCUUUGCUGAAGACAACAGCAUGGAGGAUUCCCCUUCCAAAUGUUACUGCAGGUUGAAAGCCAUGAUCAUGUGCAAGGGUUGUGGUGCCUUCUGCCAUGACGAUUGCAUUGGCCCCUCUAAGCUCUGUGUCUCCUGCCUCGUUGUGCGGUAACUGAGACAUGAAAUGGGGAAGAAGAUGGAUUUUGUCUUUGCUUUUGAAAGUACAGUGGGAAGAAACAGGAAGAUUACUGCCUUGCACAAGAGACAUGUUACUGAAUCAGGAAUACAGAGCAGAGUUCUUCUUUCAUUAAAGAAAGAGCACCUUGUACAGUGAGUCUAAAUUGAGCUCAACUACGUGAAUUGUGACAAGAGUUUGCACUUAAGGAAUUCUGUAAAUAUGUCGCAUUAUUUUGUUUAAAAAUAUUUUUUCAGUCUUUUAGGAGAUAGUGUUUGACUUGUACUGCAGUUUCAUUAACCCCAGCCUGCUAUCCAGCAUGUUUGCUGAGCUCUGCUCUAGAUGGGGGAAUGAACCCCCAGCAAAAACUUUAGCCUGUUGGUUUUCUCUUGACAAAGAGAAGAACUGGAUAAUCAAGAAACUAAACGUUUGUACUGACUGAUCACAGAGCACUGAAGCCGGAACCCCUGAAUGGGCUUACUUCUGUUGCUCAAAUUUUAGUUCAAAUUUCUCAGAAGUGGAAGGCUUUAACAUUAUACCAGCCUUUCAAAUAACUGCCCAUCAGUUGUGACCUGACUCUUUCUGGAAGGCAUACUGGGUUGUGCAAUAUUGGCUGGUGUUUUUGAUUUGCAUAUCCUCUUCUUCAAGCAGUCAGUUGCAGUAAUGUUGUUUCUAGGAAGGUAGUAUCUUGAUUUGCUACUGGUAAAAACUGAAAAAGGCAACUGUACUAACCAUAGGAUUUAAAGAAUUUAAAUCACUAAAACAACUCAGUAACUGUGAUUAUCAGUAAUUCCAGGAACCAUUUAAAGCAGAGAUCACUAAUAUGUGCUGAACUGCAUUUCAUUUCUGGACCUUCGGGAUUCAGGAGAAACCUGCUUUAUUAGGCAUUUCAAGGGAGCUGGAAAGUGCCAUUCCCACAGUUACCAACCAUCAACUGUUGCAGUACAUUGUAGAAGUGAAGUGCACUAAAUGUCACCCUCUGUCAUACUGUUUUCCAGAAAGCUUGCUGUGGCUCAUUAAAUCUCCACAAUAGGCAGACUUCUCUGAUUUCUAUAGAAGAUUUUUUAUUUAAAUAAGUAUAGGGUGAGGAAAACAAGCAUCAUGUUGGGCCUCAUCGUUACCCCUCAGUGGAUGUCUCUUUGUGUUUUAGCAUACCAAAUUCUUUGACUUGACUCCUGGUUUUUACUCUGCGAGGUCCAGAAUUGCAUUAGUUGGAGCAGUAAGUCAGGACUGGGGAAGACUGGCAGAGGUAUGUUGCCCUUGGGGACCGGAGUAAUGGGACAUAGCUGGUCCCUUACACAGCCAUGGGACAUAGCUAGGGAUGCUCAUUCCUCACUUUCAAGAGUGCCAGUGUUCACAAAUCCAUUCAUUUUGACUGAUCAAAAUCAAAACAGUUAUAAAAUGGUACUAUAUUCUCAAUAACAAGAAGUUAUGAUAAGCUGGCUAAAAAACAUAGACCAACCUGCAUUUUGAUGUAUUGCAACAUGUCCACAUCAUAUCAAGGAUUUAUAUGUUAUUUCUCUUCCAAAACAACAUCAAGUUCAGUAAUCACAUCCAGUUCCAUACUCUCACUGUUGGGGGGCUGGGAGGGGCGGGAAUACUGGAUCUUGGUCAGGUAAAAAUCUAUGUAUCUUUUUGAUGGAAAAGCACUGAAUUCACUUUUAAUCCAAAGGCCUUUUUAAGAUGAAGCAAUAUUAACAAGUCAGUAUGACAACCUGUAUUCCUGUAUUAUUAGCUGGGGUCCUAAGUCUUUUUUUUUUUUUUUUUUUUUGGUUCCAUUUGACUGUACUACUGCUUUUCCCCUUUUCUCUCCCUCUCGUAAGAGAAGAGAACCUGGCAUGCUACUGUUGAAGAUCAGAAAUAUUGCCCGUGAAACACACUGUGUUUUUCCAAGGAGUGGGUAGUGAUUUAUUUGGUAAUGAUAAAAAGAGUUUGCAGACUUAAUCAUUUUGUAAUAAAAAAUUUUCCUUCCCUGUCAGCAGUGCAUGGUAUCCUCCAAACCAGGAUUACUAUGUGUGAAUUAACAAGACCUGCAGUAUAUCUUUGUCUUAGUUUUGCUCAUCUUAAAUUUACUGGGGAGCAAGAGACCCGUGCUUUUGAAUUAUGCAUAGCUGCUUAGAUAUCCAGUGGUGAAAAAAUGUAGUUGUUAUAAAUAGUCAAUCUUUUUUAAUCUACCAGUUAAAUCUCAAAAAAAAAAAAAAAAAAAAAAAAUCGCAAAAAUAAUUCCCAAUAUUCCUGCCGUGCUAAACAUGCAUUAUUGGUGGUCGCUGCCCAGCAAACCCCACACCAGAUCUGGGUGUGUUCCAGCUGCCAGCCUCAUGCAUGUAUGUGCAGAGACCCAAACCAGCAAACACAGGUUAGCUUCUGCUGUUGCAAUCAUGGGCUAAGGGGGUUAAUCCUGUUUUCUGGGUUGACUUGUCCAUAAGAAUAAUACUGAUUUGGACAGUAACCUCUUGCUGUCUGCUCCCUCUUCUGUAACGUGAAUUUCUGCAAUUUAAAUUCCGGAACACCCUGACGUGGUUUCAAGCUGUGUACCUUAGCGAGUGCAGAACUGAUAGAGGACGUUUCCUUUUUCAGUUUCCUUGUUAGCUCAAGCCUUUGUCUACAUAGAAAAGAAGCGUUACAGCUUUGUGAUCCUAAUUCAAAUGUAUUCAUUCCCGUAUAAGACAGUUACUGAAGUAUAAUCUAUUUUAAAAAUUGUUCCUCAUUACAAACUAAACUGAAAAAGUCACACUUACAUCAAAUAAGAGCAAAGAGAUUUUACUGGCACAAUUAGACCAACUCUGUUCACACCUUGACUUUUAUCCAUGUCAUUUUUCUAUGCUGACAAGGCUGCAUAAGAAAAGGAAAGAGAAGAGGAUGAGGGAGUCGCGCACUGUGAUCUGUAGGCUUGCUUUUAGUGUUUAUGAGCUUUUAAAUUUGUUGUCAAGUUUAAAUCUGUAAAUUAAGAAAAUGUAAAUUUGUUUAAAUUUUCUGUCACUUUAAACGACAGUGUCAUUACUCUUCUCAGCAUUUUCUGAAACAGUCCAAGUAGAGACCCUAGCUAUGAUUCCUACUCGCUUUUUCCUUUAAAUUUCACAAGUGUCCCCUGAAGUAUAUGGGUGUAGUUUUCUGUGCCACAUUUCCUCUCUGCGAGUCUACUUUGGAAACACAAGAAGCGGCUGCUUAGUCGCACUGCAGGGACUGACCUCCGCUUUGCAGUCACCGUCCCAGCGAGAAGGGAACUAGAUCCAAGCUUGGCUGUAUAGUGACCACUAAGAUUUCAGUAGGAUCCCAGACUUUUUAUUGGACAGUAUAGCCAUCUUGUAUGAUGACUUGGAAGUUUACAACUCUGUUCAGUGCCUUAGUUGUAUUUUAAUGGAUCAGCACUUUUAUUGGGCUACUUUUAUUCUAUUCCUUUUUAAGACAAAAAAAAAUUCUUUUAACUGCAUGUCUUUGAUUUUACCAUAUGCAAUGAUCUCCUAGGUGGAACUUGAUGGAACAAUAUCUAUAAGUUUGCAAGAGGGCAUUAAGUAGUUAGGAAACCAUAAGAAAUAACAGGUAUCUGUGUAAUAAUCACUUAAUAUUAAGUACAAGUCUACAUAGAACAUUGAUACUUUUGCAUGUUUUUUUAGUGGUGGAUAUUGAAUAAUGUAUUUUAGAAGGGGAAAAUGCUGCUGCCUGUGUAGGAGCAUUCCCUAAGUCGUAUUAGCCUGCUGCCUUACUGUUGAGGCUCCUCUCUCCAGUCUCCACUCCUCCCAUCGUCUGACCUUCCUACUGUUCCUUCCAGUAAGGUAAUAAACCUACUUUCACACUGGAUUUAUAAUUAAAAGGGAUGUUGUGACAUAGUUUAAAACAUUAGACCUUGAUACCCCAGGUAUAAAAUUAAUAGCACUUUAUAGUAAAUGCUCUCAUAACAAAUAAAGUGGUGAGAUAAAACAUUUUGCAAAGCCUAAUGUCAAACCGUGUUUGUGGCAGUAACAGCCACUUGAGUAAGAAAAGAUACUCAGAUUUAAAUAUUCCCUUUUGGGUCACAAUCCAAACCCUGCAGCAAGAGAACUAGAAAUAUAAACUGAUUAUGCAAAAAAAAAAAAAAAAGAAAAGAAAAGAAAAGAGAAAAGAAAAGAAAAAAGAAAACAUGCAAGUUGCUGCAGUGGAGGAAUGAAGGCAGUUCUAGAAAGGAGUUUAAGGUUUUGAGAUACAGAUUAGUAACACAGGGAAGGAAAUUUUUUUGAAACUUUUAUGUCCCUCCUUAAAUGAAAAGCAAAGGCCAGUACUCCUCGCAGCCACCCUCGGCGAGAGGCGUACCUUUCUGUGGCAGCAAGCAGUAGCUGAUGGGAAGCAAGCCCCUGCUCGAAUUGCCGGGAGGCACGGGCGCUGCAGCGGCAGGGCGGCCGGGGGAGCGCGGGCCGGCAGCGGGCGGGAGGCAGAACCGUCGCCUUCGUGGUGGCAGCCGCGCUUGGAGCAGCUGGAGGCAGCGCGGCCUGGGCGCAGGAAACGCGGAUUUGUGCCAGCGGAGUGGCUGAAGGGCCGGCGGUCUUUCUUCACUACAGUUGUCUCCCCAGGGAUGCUUAAAGCCCUGGGGAUUUUGUUGGUUUGUUUCACUUGGGAGUUUUGCUUCAGCUCGGUUCCUUAAAAGCCACCCCGGCAUGCAGGAGCUGCCUUGGCGGAGCGGCCGUGUUUGCUGCAGGAGUCGGCAGGGGGUUGCGCUCAGCUCUCCCACCAGUCACGUGCUAAGGGGACGGGCGCUAGGCUGAUCCUCCAAAACUGAAGCCCACGAAGUCCGUCAACGCGGCGGUCCGAGCGGAGGCAGAGGGCGGCGGGACGGUCGCGCACGCCGUGGAUUACCUCCGCUGCGAUGAGCGUGGCGCGUCGCGGUUAGGGCAGGGCGGGGAGACGACCAUUCCUAGGAUUUUGGUGCUUCUGGCACCGUGCAGCUUUGACGAGCAGCCUCAGCUGAUUUGAUAUAUGCAGAAUUAACGUGGUGGAAGAGGUGUCUUACAGACUUUGCGUCUGUUUGCCACUGGUGUCUUACAGGGAGAACAGCUCAAGCAUUUGCUACAAUAAUGAUAUCCAGAAUUUUCUUUGUUACCUAUUUUUUUUUAAUGCUAUACAUUUGAUAUAACUGAAGAUCAAUUUUAAGAGCUUACAGUAAUAUAUUUUAAGUAAUAUAUAUUUUUAGUAUCUAUAAAAAAUUGAUAAAGGAUGAUUUAUGAACUAGAUAAACAGGGUAUUGGGAGUACGCAGUUUCUCAGCAAGGCCAAGAAUAGUUUUACUGGCAGGAGAACUGAAAAGAUUCCGUUUUAUCCAUUAAUGCAAUAAAAAUGGGAAUUCUUAAAAACAGAGAAAUCCAAUAUUGUUUACUAAAUGAAUUUCUUGUUUUGACAACAGGCCUCUGUAAACACAGUUUAGAAGAUACUAAAACUUUGUCUGUCUGUUGCCUUUUUAAAAGGGACUUAAAUUGGAAUAGAGGGUAUGUACAGAAAUAUCAAGUUGACACCAUUUUAAAAGUUGUAUUUUUACACAAAUAAUAUAGAAAAUCUUAUUUUA
This is a messenger RNA of Rhea pennata, 10020 nucleotides long. It is a transcript of the gene ASXL2, whose product is annotated as ASXL transcriptional regulator 2. The coding region runs from base 199 to 4488 and encodes 1429 amino acids. NCBI's taxonomy places the organism in Eukaryota, Metazoa, Chordata, Aves, Rheiformes, Rheidae. Gene Ontology annotation, molecular function: DNA binding; peroxisome proliferator activated receptor binding; chromatin binding. Gene Ontology annotation, cellular component: PR-DUB complex. The transcript has 12 exons. The record is from RefSeq and is a predicted model, not a curated record. Gene Ontology annotation, biological process: positive regulation of transcription by RNA polymerase II; animal organ morphogenesis.